AGGGAAGUGAGCAACAGGGAAGCAUUUUAACGGAAUUCAAAACGGAUUCAAAAUUUAAAAAGAAAUGCGACAUGUACUUCCUCGAUAACGUUUACAGGCAUUAUUAAACAGCAAAAUUACCCAUUGCACCAACGAGUACGUGUUACCCCUAAUUACAGAUUUCCAUUUAAAAUUUGCAGUUGUUUACGACAGUGGCUUCAAUGACAUUUCCGUAAUAGUUAAGUACUUGUUACGUUUGUUGGACUCCGCAACAAAUAUAACGGAUUUAGAGAUGGAACAUUUUCCAGAUUGUCUUUUCUUGAUGGCUUUUAUACAGUUGUGCGUGAUUUGUUCCAUCUUUGCCACUCAGCUGUACCUGUUGACGGUGGUUGCCAGUAGACACGUCCACUCGGCACCGUGGAUUUCGGUGUCCGUGGCGGGAAUUCAUUACACCCUGUAUUAUGGAUAUAUUCUGUUUUGCCUGUUGAGAAAAGACCCUGCCAAAUGUACGGACUUUUAUAUCCCCAAUCUAUUAUGCACUGCAUGGACGUUAACUUUACUUUUUGUAGUCAACAGGGAGGAAUUUAAUAGUGUAAACAAUAUAAUUGCUGUAAUUUUUGUAAGUUUUUCAACCAUAUGUAUAGUUUUGAAAUACUAUAGUAUGGGUGAAUCUAACGGAAGACUUGAACAUUCUGGACUGUUUUGUCGAUCAGCACGAGAUAUGUUGCCGAUCUUUGCCCAGGAAUUCUUUACAUUGUAUCUCCCAUUAAUAGUUAUUGGGCUCGUUCAACGAAAUGAUGCUUGUCCAUCCUGUGACGAGAUCAGACAAUGGGAAAAGAUACAAUCAGGUCUCUUCAGACUAUAUUCGUGUGUGUUGUUGAUUUUAAGACCACUUCAGGUACAUUACAUGGCAACUCUGGACUACCGGUACUUUGACAUAAUUCUUAUCUAUGUCAAUCUUAUAGUAUUUGUUUAUGUUUAUGUAAAAAGUUUAAAAUUUACUUAUAUCUGCAAAGACAGGCAGUGCAAUGGUUAUUCGAGAGAUAUUCGGUAUAGUGAUUUCUUAAUUAUAGUGGAUACUUAAUUAUACAAAUUAGGU
Messenger RNA from Saccostrea cuccullata (small rock oyster), 1078 nucleotides. RefSeq lists its product as uncharacterized. Lineage: Eukaryota; Metazoa; Mollusca; Bivalvia; Ostreida; Ostreidae. The transcript is spliced from 2 exons. The coding region runs from base 272 to 1063 and encodes 263 amino acids. The record is from RefSeq and is a predicted model, not a curated record.